Molecule: messenger RNA, 744 nt
Organism: Desarmillaria tabescens
Lineage: Eukaryota; Fungi; Basidiomycota; Agaricomycetes; Agaricales; Physalacriaceae
Exons: 3
Coding region: 1-744 (247 amino acids)
Source: RefSeq, a predicted model, not a curated record
AUGAUAAGACGACCAUCCCAAAUCGUGUUUUCGAACGCCAUUCUGUUGGGCGAGUUAUCAAAAACAUCCAAAAAGAAAGGCAAAAAGGCGACUACGCACUGGCGUAUUGAUCCAACUUCACAAGGCCUGGGUGUCACAGCCGGUAUCGGUAAAGCUAAGGCCCAGAGAAGGGGAGAGAAAAAAGCGCAUAAAGUCGACCGUAGUGCAUUGUCGAAGGAAUUCAACACUCUGCGAGAUCGGGUAGUUCUGUCGAUACCCCUCGGACAAGCACACCCUACUCUCCGCGUCCGAGUUGCCGAUCUCCAUACCGCCCUCAACCUUCCUACGCCAGACUCCACGCUGUCGCAGGCCCUCGGCGUCAUGAACCUCACUUCAGAAACCCUCCCAACUGCACUAGAACUCCUUCGCAACCUCCCAUUUCUCCUCCCACUCACAGACGUAGCCCCGACCGUCACCCUCGACACACUCGACGUCCUCAGAAGGGAAUCCCGUCGUCGUGCCCACAUUUUAUGGAUCUUCCGCGAAGAAGGCUUCAUCACCGACACGCGUCCCCUCAAAUUGCACAUGACGCUUAUGAACAGCACCUACAGACGACCCAGGACAAAACGCCCUCAGCCAUUCGAAUACGAUCGCAUCCUCAGGCAGGCAGGUGUGGAAUGUUUUGGUGUGCAGGAGAGCGACUACGCUGAGCUCCCCAUGUCAGUCACGAUGGGCUCGUACGACGCACCGAGAGUUCACCUCUGA